This is a messenger RNA of Aspergillus steynii IBT 23096, 1538 nucleotides long. RefSeq names its product 2-(3-amino-3-carboxypropyl)histidine synthase (gene dph1). The transcript is spliced from 2 exons. The coding region runs from base 28 to 1329 and encodes 433 amino acids. The record is from RefSeq and is a predicted model, not a curated record. Gene Ontology annotation, biological process: protein histidyl modification to diphthamide. Gene Ontology annotation, molecular function: 2-(3-amino-3-carboxypropyl)histidine synthase activity. NCBI's taxonomy places the organism in Eukaryota, Fungi, Ascomycota, Eurotiomycetes, Eurotiales, Aspergillaceae.
CCCACUUUGCGCUGACCCCACGUCAAAAUGGAGGACCAGACUGCCAACAAUGCGCCCAAUGGCCAACUGCGCCAGCCCAAGAAGAGAUUCGUUGGCAGACGAACGGCAGAUGCUCAAGCCCAGAAAGACACUUCGAGUCAAAAAGAUGUCGAGUCCACUAGUGUUCAAAAAGCUGCACCGCGACGAACGCCCAGAACCUUGAACCAAGUCCCGCCUGAAAUCCUCGAAGACCCCGAAAUCCAAGCCGCCAUCGAACUUCUCCCCAAGAACUACUCCUUCGAAAUCCCUAAGACCAUCCACCGCAUCCGCUCAUCAGGCGCCACGCGAGUCGCCCUCCAGUUCCCCGAAGGCCUCCUCAUCUUCGCGACCACCAUCUCCGACAUUCUCACGCAAUUCUGCCCAGGCAUCGAGACCCUCAUCAUGGGCGACGUCACCUACGGCGCCUGCUGCAUUGACGACUACACGGCGCGCGCCCUCGGCUGCGACCUCCUCGUCCACUACGCCCACAGCUGCCUGAUCCCCGUCGACGUGACGAAGAUCAAGACGCUGUACAUCUUCGUCGACAUCAGCAUCGACACGGGGCACCUGAUCGCGACGCUCGAGCGCAACUUCCCCCGCGGCAAGACGAUCGCCACGGUCGGCACGAUCCAGUUCAACGCCACGCUGCACGGCCUCAAGCCCGUCCUCGAGCGUGCCGACUUCAAAGUCGUCAUCCCGCAGAUCACCCCGCUCUCCAAAGGCGAAAUCCUCGGCUGCACCUCCCCCCAGCUUGACGCCGCCAUCGACAUCCUCCUCUACCUCGGCGACGGCCGCUUCCACCUCGAAUCCGCCAUGAUCCACAACCCCACUAUCCCUGCGUACCGCUACGACCCGUACUCGCGCACCCUGUCGCGCGAAACCUACUACCACGACGAAAUGCACACCCUCCGCCGCGACGCCAUCGGCACCGCCAAGUCCGCGAAGAAAUGGGGCCUCAUCCUCGGCUCGCUCGGCCGACAGGGGAACCCGAAUACCAUGGCCAUGAUUGAGAACGAGCUGAACGCGCGGGGCAUCCCCUUCGUCAACUUGCUGCUGAGCGAGAUUUUCCCCGGCAAGUUGGCCUCCAUGGCGGACGUCGAAUGCUGGGUGCAGAUCGCCUGUCCGCGACUGAGUAUCGAUUGGGGGUAUGCGUUCCCGCGACCAUUGCUGACGCCGUACGAGGCGCUGAUUGCGCUGGGCGUGAAGGAGAGCUGGGAGACUUCCAAUAAGGGCAUCUACCCGAUGGACUUCUAUGCGAAGGAGGGGCUGGGGAGGACGAAACCCAGCCAGGCGAUCCCGGGAACUGCAUAGGCGUUUCGAGAGUCUCGGAUUGGACGUGGGGAAUAAAAGUUUUAUGAAUCAAUUAGACGUAUAUAUUUGGUUUUCUAGCGAGGGCGGCAGCUUUCCCUUUCUGUUUUUGUUCUCACCCCUUGCUGCUUUUUGCUCACUGGGUAGAUGUAAAUGAUAACCCAGAUGGUAAAAGCCCAGCAGAGUACAAAUAUUAUUAUUUUUAUACUGAU